Molecule: messenger RNA, 3932 nt
Organism: Leptonychotes weddellii (Weddell seal)
Lineage: Eukaryota; Metazoa; Chordata; Mammalia; Carnivora; Phocidae
Source: RefSeq, a predicted model, not a curated record
AUGUCUCCGGCGGCUGCGGCGGCUGGCGGAGGCGAGCGGCGGAGGCCGAUAGCGAGCGUCAGGGACGGCCGGAGCCGGGGCGGGGGCUGCGGCGGCCCUGCCGGGGCGGCGCUCCUCGGCCUGUCGCUGUUCGGCCUCGUGCUGUACCUGGUGCCGGCGGCGGCGGCGCUGGCCUGGCUGGCCGUGGGGGCCACCGCGGCCUGGUGGGGACUGAGCCGCGAGCCCCGCGGUUCGCGCGCCCUCUCCUCGCUCGUUCGGAACGCGCGGCGUCAGCGAACCCUGCACGCCUCGCCUCCAGCCAAGUCGGCGGUGAACGGAAAUCUCCUAGAGCCGAGGUCCCUGCUCGAAGGACCGGACCCCGCCGAACUGCUCCUCAUGGGCAGUUACCUGGGCAAGCCCGGCCCCCCGCAGCCUGCCCCCGCCCCGGAGGCCAGGGACCUGCUGGAGAGGCCUGGCCGCCGCCGCACUCCCGCCCGCGCCGCGCCGCCCGCGCCCUCGGCCCAUCGUGUGCACCACAUUUACCCCUCUCUCCCCACUCCUCUUCUCCGAUCCUCUAGGAGGCCUUCCCUCCGGGAUUGUGGGAGUUUAUCAAACCGGUUUGUGAUAACACCUCGAAGACGAUAUCCAAUCCAGCAGGCCCAGUAUUCCCUUCUGGGCGUACUUCCUACAGUGUGCUGGAAUGGUUAUCACAAGAAGGCUGUGCUGUCUCCUCGUAAUUCCAAAAUGGUGUGCAGCCCAGUGACAGUGAGGAUUGCUCCUCCGGAUAGUAAAUGGACUCGUUCGCCAAUACCAGAGCAGACAAUCAACUCAACACUGUCCUCACCAUCAAGUAAUGCCCCAGACCCAUGUGCAAAAGAGACUGUACUGAGUGCCCUCAAGGAGAGGAAGAAAAGGACAGUGGAGGAGGAAGACCAAAUAUUUUCUGAUAGCCAGGAAAAUAAAAGAAGGCGCCAUGAUAGCAGUGGGAGUGGACAUUCAGCAUUUGAGCCCCUGGUGGCCAAUGGAGUCCCUGCUUCUUUUGUGCCUAAUCUCACCGGCCUGGUAGCUCUUCCCCAGCACCGCCGUACCUUCACACAUGGGGGCCGCAUCUUCUCCAGCAUUUGCUGCUUGUCCCUGCUUUGGAAGAGGAGUGGCCCCAGCUCGUCGCCGUUCUCCAGCCCCGCCUCGUCCCGCUCCCAGACCCCCGAGAGGCCAGCAAAGAAAAUAAGAGAAGACGAGCUUUCUCAUCGCUCCAGUUCUUCAACCCCGUUGGCAACAGACAAGGAGGCCCCGGGAGAAAAGGCUGCAGAUACAAGCACGUGGAAGGCGCAGACCUCGUGCAGCUCCCCGCCCACACCUGGCAGCUCCGGGCGGCGCAGGCGGAGGGUCCAGUUGCUGCCGUCGCGGCGAGGGGCCCGGCUGACGCUGCCACCCCCUCCCCAGCUUGGCUACUCCAUCACUGCCGAAGACCUCGAUCUGGAAAAGAGAGCUUCGCUGCAGUGGUUUAACAAGGCCCUGGCAGACGGGACCGAUACUGCCUCGAGCUCUGUCGCCGAGAAGCCCCCUGCCACUCAGCCUUCUCUGACGUUUACCCUGCCCGCUGCUGGGACCACCGCCUCCCCAGCCACCCUCCCAGCCCCCUGCAGCAGCCCGCUGCUGGAGAGCUUGAAGAAGAUGCAGAGUUGUGCCGGCCUAUCAUCUGCCCCGGAAUCCACUGGAGUGGCAACCACUGUGGCCCCUUUGCCUCCGAAGACACCCAGCCUUCUGGCCCCUCUUGGCUCUUCACAGUCAGGGCCCCUUCCAGGCACUUCCUCGGACUCAAAAAAUGCAGCCCCUUUUUUGGGGCUGACCCCUGCUGCAUCCCCGACACCAGCCACUGACACCACCAGGUCACCUCCGGCUCCUCAGGCUGAGACAUCUGCCAAAUCCCCAGCCCCGGCUGCCCGGUCCCCCACCCCCAAGGAGAGUCUUCUGUUGGGAAUGCUGAGCACCCCACCUGCUGACCCCCCUGCGUCUACAGCCCCCGCUGUGUCUUCAGCAUCCCCCAUGUUCAAGCCCAUCUUUGUGGCCCCGCCAAAAAGCGAGAACGAGAGCCCCUUGCCGUCCAGCCCCUCCAAGGUCCCCACCACGACACCUUCCAGCUCCGCCCUCCCUGCACCUGCUAGCAGCCCUCAGCCCACCUUCAAGCCCGUCUUCGGCAGCAUGGGGCCCCCUACAUCUGCGCCCUUGUCCGCUCCCUUCCCCUUCGGUCAGACCGCUGCUCUAGCCACUGCCACGAGCAGUCCUCUCUUCGCCGGCCAGGCCACUGCCGCCUCAGCCGUGGCUCCCGUGGCUCCCGCGGCUCCCGCGAGCACGGCCAGCACGUCGGCGGACUCGGCUUCGAAGCCCACGUUCAGCUUUGGCGUGAGUGGCGUGACCAGCACCACCACCUCCGCUGCCGCGCCUUUCCUCUUCGGGGCGCCCCCGGCCUCCGGCGCCAGCUUUAGCCCGGCCGUGGGCUCCGUGUUCCAGUUCGGCAAGCCCCCUCCCGCCUUCGGCAGCGCCGCGCAGUCCGCUUUCGGCGGCUUGAAGCCCGCCGCCUCCGCCUUCGGCACCGCCGCCAGCACCCAGCCUGCCUUCGGCAGCGGCACGCCCGUGUUCUCCUUCGGGGCGGCCACCACCUCGGGCUUCGGAGCCACGACCCAGACCACCAGCAGCGGGACGAGCGGCUCCGUGUUCGGCGGCACGGCGCUGUCGCCCUUCACGUUUGGGGGAUCCGCCGGCGCGGCCGGCGGCGGGAGCUUUGGGAUCAACGUGGCCGCCCCCGGCACCUCCGGAGCGUUCCGCUUUGGCACGGGACAGAGUGGGAGCGCCGGCGGCACGACCCCUUUCGGAGGCGGCUUGAGUCAGAGCACGUUGGGCGCGCCCAGUCAGAGCACACCCUUUGCCUUCAAUGUGGCCGGCACGCCCGAGAGCAAACCUGUGUUCGGAGGCACCUCCACACCCACCUUUGGUCAGAACACCCCUGCCCCCGGGGUGGGCGCGUCAGGCAGUGGUCUCUCCUUUGGGGCAUCCUCAACACCCACCCAAGGCUUUGUUGGAGUCGGACCUUUCGGCUCGGCGGCCCCUUCCUUUUCCAUUGGUGCAGGAUCCAAGACCCCGGGGGCUCGGCAGCGACUGCAGGCCCGCAGGCAGCACGCCCGCAAGAAAUAGCCUUUGGCCCCCUUCCGUCCCCGCCACUCCUUGCCCAAAUGUGGACCUCAGCACCUGCUAGGAAGAGCCUCUGACCCUUCUAGUUCCAUAGAGCAACCACCCCCCGCCCCCAUCUCUGGCUUCCGCCAGCGGGGAGGCAGCGGCAGCCCUGGUGGCCGGUCCCGCUCCUCGAGGAAGCAGCCUCGGGCCUGGGGGCAGGGGCGGCAGCGUUCCCUGUACUUGAACAGCUCCGCGGUGAGGCUGGAGAGCGCGAGAACAUCUGUACAUAUGGUCCCCUCCCUCCCUGACUCCUGUGUGGUGUGUUCCCGCCGCUCCCCGCAAGAGCCGGCUUGGCGGGGGGAGGGGGUGUCGCAGGCACAGCCCUCGCCCUUGUCGCCGCUGGGGACGGGAGUCGGGGAGCUGGGUCAGCCCCACAGCUUUACCUUGCUUGGCUUGCCUAUAAGAAGUGGUUCUCCCCGGGGCCCGUUAGGGGACCCUGCUUCCCCAUCUCUUGCUGCUUUGUCCCUCACCGGUUCCUUGCAGGAUCCACUCCUUUUUAAGUGGCCCCGAAUUUCGCUUUGCCUUGGAGACCCCAGUGGGUGCUGCUCCUGCCAAGUCCGAGUCAAUGUUUUGUCCCCCGCCCUCUGCCAGUUUGGCCCCUAAAAGCUUGGUGGCUCAAGACUGUUAGCCUGGCAGCUGCAGGGGGGGGAAGCGCCCGGAGCAGGCAGGACGUCCCCCCACUGUUCAGCUGCCUCCUCGCCCGCCUCGUGCCGCGCCCCCCC